AUGCAGCAGCCUGAGGAGCGCCUUCUGCAACCGUGCGCCGGGCCGCUGCGCUUUCUGGGUCUAUGGGGACCGCCGGUUCGGCCUUUGCGCGCAUGCGCGGUGCUGCUGCUCAACGCGGCCGGCACUCUGUGCGCCGCCCUCGCGUUGUGGGCGGCGCCGGGCCGCAGCCUGGAGCGCCUCGCCGCCGACGCCUACGUGGGCGUCACCGGCAUCGCCAUGACCGUCAAGGUGUCGGCCUUCCUGUGGCACAGGAGCCGGCUGCAGCGACUGGCCCGCAUCCUGGGGGCCGCCGGGGAAGGCAGCGGCGGAGCGCGCGGUCGCUACCGCCGCAACGCUGCCAGGGUGGUGCGCUACAUGCAGAUGAUGGUGUCGGUGCCGGCGGUGAUGUGGACGCUGGACCCUGUGAUCGUGGACGACGGAGGGGCGUCGCCCGGGCGCAGCCUGCCGCUGCCCAUCUGGCUGCCCGGGCUGGACACGUCGGCGUCGCCGCUCUACGAGCUGGUGUACGCGCUGCAAGUGUGUACGCUGGUCGUCGCCGUCGAGGCGUCGCUCUACCUGGACGUCUUCUUCGUCGUGCUGAUGCUGGCCGUCGCCGGCGAGCUGCACGCGCUCAACGACGCCGUCGCGGCCAUCCGGUCUCCAGGCGGCAGGCCGCGCCCUGCUCCAACUGCACGUGCGGCGACUGGCACUGUGGAUGCCGCCACCGGAGCCGCCCCGAGCGCGUACCAGGCCAUGGUCGGGGUCGUGGGCCGACAUCAGCUGAUCUUGGCGUCCAUACGAGAACUGGAACUAGUGAUGAACCACUCCAUAUUCCUUCUCCUGUUUCUCAACAUGCUGAAUAUUUGCGUACAUACUUUCGUUACUGCCGUGCUGCUACAGAAGGAAGUACAGCCGACGACGAUGUACAAGAUGGUUAGCACUAUCCCGAUCUACAUGUACGAGACUGGACUCUUCUGCAUCUUUGGACAAUCAAUCAUCGAUCAGGGCGAGCGGCUGGCGACGUCGGCCUUCAGCAGCGGGUGGCCCGAAUGCGGGGUUCGUUUCCGGCGGGUGCUGCUCGUCUUCAUGCUGAGGGCAUCCCAGCCUCUCCAGCUCACCGUCGGCCAGAUGUACACUCUCUCCAGGCACACGUUUCUGCAGCUCCUGAAUGGAUCUUACACUUUAUUCAACAUGCUCUAUCAGAUUCAAGGGAAUAAAUGAUGCUGACUGAAUCUUGACAACACAGCUGACAGUAUGACAAUCAAAACUACUGCUGAUGGAACAUGAAACUCGAUCAAAAAUUUUUUUUAUGAACCACAUAUCACAUAUCGUAAUGCUUGAAAUUUGCACUGCUGUUCCACUCAACAAAUUGUGUACCUAUUAGUUAAAUCGAAAAUAAAAUUGUAUUUG
Messenger RNA from Schistocerca gregaria, 1389 nucleotides. RefSeq names its product odorant receptor 43a-like. Gene Ontology annotation, cellular component: plasma membrane. The transcript is spliced from 7 exons. The coding region runs from base 1 to 1200 and encodes 399 amino acids. Gene Ontology annotation, biological process: detection of chemical stimulus involved in sensory perception of smell; sensory perception of smell. NCBI's taxonomy places the organism in Eukaryota, Metazoa, Arthropoda, Insecta, Orthoptera, Acrididae. Gene Ontology annotation, molecular function: odorant binding; olfactory receptor activity. The record is from RefSeq and is a predicted model, not a curated record.